Molecule: messenger RNA, 8907 nt
Organism: Pomacea canaliculata
Lineage: Eukaryota; Metazoa; Mollusca; Gastropoda; Architaenioglossa; Ampullariidae
Product: post-GPI attachment to proteins factor 6-like
Exons: 12
Coding region: 76-2307 (743 amino acids)
Cellular component (GO): plasma membrane
Source: RefSeq, a predicted model, not a curated record
UGCGUAUUAUUAAAAUCUUUUUUUUUGGUCAAAAGUAACAUUAUAACAUCGCUUUUUUCGACAAUCAAAUCGACAAUGAGGGGGCACUACCGAUGUAUACCUAUUUGGCUGCUUUUCAUAAUUGACAUUAAGGAAAACGUCCAGGGAUUAGUAUGGAAGUCAGAGGAACCUGUUACCUACUAUUCAGGCUAUGUCUCUGUCACAAUGCACCGCUAUACAAUCCCUGAGGACACUAGUUCCGCUACAUGGUCCUUUCGAGCCUUCAAAUCUAACAGUGUCUGUGAUGACAAAGGCAUCGAUGUAUAUUUGCAGUUUGGAAGCCUCCCAGCAGUUAGCCCCAUGAAUGCGACCUUUCCAGGCGACUUCUAUUUAAAUCGUACCAACCUAGUUCAACUCAGCCUUAAAUCUGAUAAUGUUUCUAUCCAUCAUACCGAACUUUUCCCACUGAGCGGAAACUGGUUUGCAAUCGCACUUAUUCCAGAGAAAAACGAUAAAAUCCAACAAAAGGGUCUGACCACCGCCUGUAUUUACUACGUGAUGUCAUCUUUGGAGGUGAAGGCUGUCCCUGAUUAUGUCUUGCUGGCUGCUAACCAUCCAGUCAUCGUUUCAUUAAACUCACUGCCUCCUGGCAGUGACGGUGGUGGUGUGUGGGUGCGUUUCACCUUGCCUCAGUCCUCCUUUGCCAUCAGUCUGGAGGUGAAGAACUGCAAUGUGACACCAUGUCACCUACAGCUGUCUUACCAGGACCACAAAGGCCAGCUGAUGCAGCAAAACUGCACCAAUGUUGACAAGACAGCAUGUUUAGUGAACCUGACAAACCCUCUUCAUGACUUUCAGUACUUUGUGCACCUAGCUCUUGUGGAUGCUGCCACCAGGGCCACUGUUGUGACUGGUUUGUCUUCUCAAGGCUGCUCCUCUCCUGAUGUCACUCAAAGGGUGUCUGAAGAACAGUGUUACUUGCAUCCACUUCUAGACCGAUAUCAGGGUGAUGCAGACUACAGUACCAGAUAUGUUCAGAUUGUAAACAACAGAGUGGAAGAAACAUACAGAGUUCUGUAUAACCGCACAACACUUUUGCCUUUCAUGAUUGAAGACCAUGUUGAUAUUGGAGGCACGCUGAUAGUGCAGAUUCUUUUUGACCAUAAGAACAUGGCAGAAACUCAAAGCCAUAUACGUGUGUGUGGCAUAGUGGAACGCAGUUAUUUUCACUUGUUAACCUCAGAUAUGAACAGCUGCCCCAAGGGAGCCAAUGCCCUUCAGAUUAACACUGAUAUUGUGGAGGAAGUGGAGUUGGAGUCUUCCAAAAUUUAUGUGCCAUACCCAGAGGAGGGUCGGUGGUUUUUGGCUCUACGCAUGUAUUGCUUCACAACAUUCUCCAACCACAGUGGACCAACACCGGCUCAGCUGGGAGCUUGUUCAAGGGAUUCUAUAAAUGUGACAGUUAAAGUCAGCAUACAAGGGUGUGUUGAUGGCAGCUGUAAUGGUCGUGGAACAUGCAAGGUUUAUGUGACUGGUUCAGACUUCAUUAUCUUCUCCACAUGUAGAUGUGUUGGAGGAUGGGAUGGAUAUGGUUGCACAGAUGGCACAAAUGCUGCAUCAGAUGCAGACCAAUUACUGGAACUUUUGCUUUUGACUUUGAGCAACCUAUUCUUCAUUCCAGCAAUAGGACUGUCACUGAAAAGACAUUACUACCUGGAAGCCAUAGUGUAUUUCUAUAACAUGUUUUUCUCCACGUUCUACCAUGCAUGUGAUGGGAACAGAAUUGCCAAGUAUAUUUAUUGCCUGACAGAGUACUCUGUGCUGGCAAACUGUGACUUUUUAGGGUCGGCAUGCUCACUGUGGGUCACACUCAUCGCCAUGGCACAGUUACGUGUCAAAAUCAGCCUUACUCUCCAGAUGCUGGGGCCACUGGCACUCAUAGUUGGAGUUCUGUUGGAUAGGACUAGUGUUUAUCUUAUUGCUGUCCCUGCCGUUUCAGGGAUUUUGAUUGUACUAGCUGUCUGGGGCAGACAGUGUUACCUUGAAAGGAAAUGCUUCCCAACUAAAAGGCGCUACCUCUGUAUGUUGCCUGGUGCAUUGAUUGCCAUAACUGGUGCAGUCCUGUUUGCAUUCUUCGAGACAGGAGCUAACUACAAAUAUAUACACAGCGCCUGGCACAUUGCACUCUCCAUGAGCAUUAUCUUUUUGCUUCCUCCUCCUUUGAGGGCUAAAGGAUCACCCACAAGUAGCUCCAAUGAUACUGAAUCCGAGGAAGCCCUUGUGCUGGGACGUCAGCCUUACAACCAACGGAUUAACUUUGAACUUUGACACCAGAAAAGAGAGAGAACAUGUGAAUGAUACCUGCUUUAAAGACCCAGUGAUCAUCUGUCUUAUCUGUCUCGUCAUCUAUUGCAGAAUUUGCCAAAUGUUAGUGAUGAUGUGCAUUUGUAUGUGUGUGUGUGUGAGAAAUGAAUCAGGAAUCAGAUUGAGGGACAGAGCAGUGUUCUGUGUACUCUUGGGGUGUCAGUGAAAAAAAGAAAACAGCAGUAUUUGGUAACCAUUCUAUCCUGAUUGUGCAUUGUUGGUCAGUGCGGUCACGCUGUGCGGGCCGUCCCUCCCAUUCUUCCUCCCAUCUUGUACAUCCAUCUUUGUUUUUUCCAGUCUGUGACUUCUGUAAACACUUUUUGAUGUUUCUUUUCUGAUCCACCCCAAAUGUUGGGAUAGCAGGAACAUUUGUCCUUCAAACAUCACUAUGUAGUGAUGUGAUGAAUACGUGAAGUUAACGUCUGUGCAACUCUGAAAGACCUUAAACUUCUCACUUGUAAUUUAGCAUAUUUAGGAGAACAUUAACAAACAAUAGUGCAGCCAUACUGUUUUUAAAAUGUGGCCUGUUCCAAUUAUAUCUAAACUGAUGGGAACAAGGGUGCUGUGCAGAAGAUUUUGACAGCCUUGCAAGCCAUGCCUGCAGUGUAAAUAUUUUAAUGUAGGUAGACAACCUUGUAUAUGUCUCAUUUCGUACUUUGUAAAACUUGUCAUUGAAAAAGUUGUUAAAUCUAUAUGUAAAGCAGUUAUAACGCUGCUUGUGUGGCAGCACUGAGUGUAGUCUGUUUGCCUGAAAAGUCAUCUAUAGCUACACGUACUUCUGUUCUUUUAGUAUAAAAUAUCUUAGGAAAGGAGUUCACCAAUGAUUAUUUUAGUUUUAGUCAUUGCCUUAGCAAGAGUAAAUCAAACUGUGUUUUUUUUCCAUAAAAAUAAUGGAAGAAUAUAGUGUUAUAGGCCAGCAUGAUUUUUAUUAUUUUUUUAUGAAAACAAGCUCAUAUUUCAGCAGCAAAUUUCUUCAUUUGGCCUCUAAGAAAUGGUCUUUGUGUUUGCUUGUUAAGUAGUCAUACUUGUGAAUAGAUAUGUCAGAGUCAAUGCCUUCUUUUUUCUAUGCAUAUGUGGAUGCACAAAAACGGGCAUGAACUCUUGAUAAAAUGGGCAAACAUACAAAUAUAUUAGAGUUUGCAGCUGAAAGGUUUGUUUUUUGGGGUUUUAAUUUUUGAAAGAACAGUUUCUCUCCCUAUUAAAAUCAUUCAUGCGGACUUCGUUUUGUUGCCAUGAUUGUUUAUAAUGCUUUUUUGGUGACCAAAAUUGUAGUCACAAUUUAAUACCAUCCUUGUAUCACUUCAUGACACUGAAUUUUAAAAUUGUCUGAAAUAUUAAUAUCUUCACUUACAUGCAUUUAACGUCUACUUGUUGUCUAAAUAACAGGGCUUGCUGAAGCAUCAUGCUUGAACUGCCAGUUAACUGUCAAUUUCUUCUCAAAGCAGUUUUGAAAGGCUACGAUUUUAGAAGAGAAGUUGGAAGUGCUUGCUUUAUAUGAUUAUGAUAAGUUGGCAGCUAGCAUGUAUAUAUAGAGGGCACAAGUGAAAGCUCUUUACCCUUGGCAGUUGUGCUGAAAAAGUGGAGUGUGGAACCAUUAAAAUGAGGUUAUUAGUACUUAUAACAAACCUGUUUUCGGUUAUAGAAUUUUCAAAUUAUGCAUGGCCCUCUGUAACUGUUUCCUUCAUGUAAAUUAUUCUUCUAUUUUUAAUAAUACAUAUAGUAAUGAGAUUUUGUAUAGAUGCAUCAUGCAUUUGCUUCAAUGACAGAAUCAUAAAUCUGUAAAGCUGCUUUAUUUAUGUCGCUGCUUACUAUGAAACUGUUGAUUACAAAGAGAUGAAUCUUUGAGUUAGCAGAGGUUUGUUAUACGAAGUGUACUUAUCCAUUCUGACCUAUGAAGAUGUACAUCUGUGUAGACAGAGAUAAAAGUGUACAUUAUAUCAAGAAAAAAAUGAAGGAGCUGGAUAACAGGAGCCAAAUGAAUUCUUAUUGAACAAAAUAUUUACCCCAAAAUUGCCUGUUUGUCAGUCUAGUUACUAUGUGACCGAUGCAUGUUUGCAUCCGUGAUGUGCCAUAAUUAUACAUGUGUGCAAUCCCUGCUUGUUACUUAUCUUUGUUUUAAUUAUUUAUGCUUAGCUCUUUUUGAGUUUUAUUGUUUUUAUAUGUGCUCAACUUUGUGUCAAUGACAAAAUACUUAAGUGUCAAACUUCAAAUGUCAUUUUUGAAUAUAAGAUUUAUUUUCCUUUCAGAGGAACAUUUUUGUAAUCUAUUUCUCUAGUGCAUAGGUUGAUACAGCAUAUCAAAUAAACCUUACUUUGUAAAGGCAUGGCACCUGUGCAUACUUUUAACACAUAAACAUAUUUAUUUUACCUAUACUAGGAAAAUGCAAAAUUAUGUAUAUCUUAGAAUCAUUUUGACUUAUUUUAUUUCUUGUGAUUAUUUUCCUUGAAUUUAUCUUACUUUAACUGUGAAUCAAAUCCCAUAUUCAAGUAUUUAAGUACUUUAGAUGAUCUCAUGUUUCUAAAUGUGUCCAAGAAAUCAUUCAUGUUUUAGAGGUUUUAUUUACAUUAUUUUGCCUGAAUUAUAGAGCACUAUUUUCACUAUUUUAUGUAUGAGAACUCCAGAUUCACUUAUUUUGUUUCUCUUCCAUGCAAGAGUUCUUGAAUAUCAGUUUUUGUGAGCAAUGAUUAUGUAUUCAAACUGUAUGUGCUUGUCUAAAUGCUGUUUAGUGUAGCUUUGUGUCAUAGUAAGCUCAGAAAUAUGUAUAGAGAUGUCUAAAAUGCACAAUUUAUUUUCCCAAGUGCAUUAGCUGUAUUAAAGUAUACAGUCUUUGUUAAUGGUGGAAAACCUUCAUGUUGGUUUUCAAUAUUGCUGUGAUCAUUUUGGUUGAUUAGCCCAGCUUUAUUGAUGAUGCCAGAAUUCUCUCAGCAGUAGAUAAAAGGGGCUUGGCUUAAAAAAAAGUGUAGUGUUUUCAGAUGUAAUGUUCUGAAACAAAAACUAGCUUAUUCAUAGGUAGCAAAAUGUUGCUGGUAAACCUAUAAACCUGUGAGCAAGACACAAUUAAAAAACCUGCUGGUAAUAGUGGCAAAAAGACCAAAAGAAAAUGAGUGAUGUCCCUUUGCCUGACGAUGGAGUUGCUCUGCAUCAUUUGUCAACUCCCAGGAUGUGUGUUGGCUUUGGCUUCCUUAUUAUUGCCUUGUAUUUCUGCUUUUUCUUGAAAGUGCGCCACAUACACUGGCAGAGGUCAUCAGACUUUAAUGAUCAGCAUAUUUUGGAAUUGUCAUAAAUAAAAUGACAAACAUUUUAAAAUCAGUUUUCCUUACAAAAACUAUUAUUUCAUCAUUUCCUUCCUGUUCAUUGUACAAUGUGCUUGAAUGUAUAACAGGCUUUGGGAGACUGGGAUGGCACUAUUUAAUGUGGAAGGUUUUCCUUGACUCUGCAUACAUGAAAAACAAUAGUGGGUUUUCAUAAUUGUCCGUGGUCAAUGUUAACAUGCAGAUGCAAUCCUGAUAGCACCUAGCUUGACCAGCAAACUUGACGAUCUCCCUAUGCAAUUAUCAGCUCAGGUUCACAAGCUUUAAGUAGUUUAUAUAUAAGGCAGAUAACUCAAUAAGAAAAAGAUGCUUGCAACUGUUGAUAUACUGAUACUGGUAUUGGACUUUCUAACUGGAAAAGCUCACAUAUGUGUUUCUUUAGUUGUCUUUCUGGUGAAAUAUGAGUAUGCUUUAGAUGUGUAAAAUUAAUGAUUACUAAGACAGUUUUCCUACAGUCUGAUGUGGAUUCCAUUAAUUCUGUAGUUGCAGACAUAUUCUAAGAUACAUAAAUAUGUACAUAUUGCACAGGAGCCAGAUGUGAUUUUUAUUUUAAGUACAUUAGCAUAAUUUCAUCCUGAAGUUAUAGGGACGCUAAUGAUGAGAGUUUCUGGUCUUCAGUAUCAUUUUACAGGUAAAACCACAUCUCAUUUUUUAUAUACAAGCUCAUUUAUCUCACUGGGUGAGAUUGGGAUUAGGGUUUUAGAGGUUAGAUGAAAGAGAAAAUGUGUCAACCAAAUCAGAUAGAGACCUUGGAAAUAUUGUGCUGGAAUUUGUGGAAAGGUUUGAAAAGAUGAUGAUUUUUUUUAAAGGAAAUUUUGAGGAUCUUCUGGAACUGGGGAUAUUUUUGGUUCAAAAAUGUACUGAUAUAGUUGCCUCAUGUUGCAGUAUUAAAAAGCUAUGUGUGUGUGUGCCUGUAUUGUGCUGUAUAGAAAUUUAGACAAAAGAGUACAUGCUUUGACAACCUUUCCCAAAAAAGUACUGAUAACACAAACUUUAUUUAGGCCAUUAGCUAAAAAUCUGUAUUAGUUUUGUAAAGUAACACUAUUCCCAGUUUCAUUCAUAUUUUUUUCAUCUCCUUUCUUGCACCCUAAACAGCAGUCUAGUUUGUCUGAAGUUAAAACUAUCCUUGUCCAUGUGUUUGUGAUUGCCAUUGAUUUGCACCUUUCUACACACACAUAUAUUAGCUGAAACUUAUUGCGAGAGCUUUUGAUUGUUGAACAUGAACAUUUUGGAAAGUAGCUGUGAAAAGGUUUUCCUACCAUCUACUCUGCUUGUUUUGAAUAAAACAGUCGUACAUCCAUUCCACUUCUUAGACUCUCCAGUAGCAGAUUGAGCACAAGUUUGUGUAGUAAAUACAAAGCUGUAGAUUUGUCUUAUGCUGUUGUGCAUUUUGAAUUACUCUUAUUUGAGAUACAAGGAUGACAUUAAUCCUUGAAUGCACGAAAUUACCCCGUUUUCAAAAAAUGUUUGAAAAGGAACUUCGACAAAAGAAACAUAAGCAGAAAUCAGUUGUUUCUAUUUCAUGUAGAUUGGGGACUUUUUUUGUAAAUUUGAAAGGACUGAGAUAUGUCAAAAGGAAUUUUGGAAAAUAUUUUACACAGUCAUCCUCUGAAAGUCUGUUUUUGCAGGCAGUGAUUUUGAUAGUCACACAGCAAGUAGAAAUGACUCACCAUUUCUUGUGAUGAAAACCAACUAUAAAAUUUCUGCAGUUUGUUGCUUUGAACUGUUGGCUAUUGCCAUCUUUAUGCAAAAAGGAGGGUUGUGAUGGGAAAUUUCUAAACCUUAUGGUCUAAUGCAGAUAGCAGUGUUUGGAAAUGCUUCAGCUAGCUAAUUUUUCCAUGAUUCAUGUCUGUAAUAUUUGCGAGAAAAUUAUAUCUGUUGCAUAUGUACUACAUGUCUAAGGUAACAGCUACAGUGUCCAGGCCAUAUAUGCAUGAAAAAGUUCAAAUGAAAGAGAUCUGCCCUUCUUUUCAUCAUUAACAAUGAUAUAUAUUGUGCAAAAAUCAGUAUGAGCACACAAAAGGAUUCUGAUUUUAAAGAAUCAAUUUUUUUAACUGUUGAUGCAGUCACAUUUUUAUGCCUUGUAUAUGUCAGUUGAACAUUGUAGUGUAUUCUCGGCCAUGUAUAUAUUAAUGUACACAUAUGCAAGCAUGCAUACACUUGCAUGUGAGCUUACACUGAAGUUCUGAUAGUAGAUUGUUUACAUGUUUUUCUAAGUUGUGUUUCUGCCAUAAUAAAAUGUUUGCAAAUAUAUAUUAAUGACAUAUUUCUACAAUGAAUGGUUUGUUUCAGUAUAUGGCAAGACCUGAGUGUAUGAGUUAAAUGUAUUUGGAUGUGCAAUAAUGGCAGAUCAAUUAACCUUCCCUUACUCUUUCUUUCCCCGUCCUGUUCAGCUUCUUUUACUCACUACUUACCAUUUGUCACUGCAUGCCACUUGGCAAGUUGGUCAAGAUAAAUGAUUUCAUUAAAACCAUUGCUUUUUGUUUAAAAAAAAUCUUUAUCUCUUCCUUUACAUUUCACUUGAAUUUAGCUUUAUCUUUAUUUUCAACAUAUCCUACAAAGCAUCCUACAGGAGAUUUGGGACAGUGAAGAAAUCCCUGACAUUUGGAGGAAAGGUAUUAUUGUCAAGAUACUGAAGAAAGGAGACCUUAGUGACUGCAAUAACUGGAGAGGCAUCACAUUGUUAUCCCUCACCAGCAAAGUUUUCAGCCAUGUAUUCCUCCAGCGCAUGGCAAAAACAGUAGAUUCCACAUUUCGACAAGAACAAGCCGGCUUCCGGAAAGGACGAUCAUAUAUUGACCAUAUCUUUGUGCUGUGACAGAUCCUGCAACAAUCACAGGAGUGGAACAGUCCACUGUAUAUGGCCUUCAUUGAUUGAGAAAGCAUUUGACAGCCUACACUGUGCCUCUCUGUGGAAGAUUCUGUGUCACUAUGGCAUCCCAAAGAAACUGGUCAAUGUCAUCAAGUCUUUGUACAAAAGCUUUAAGUGCCAAGUCAUCCACAACAACCAGCUCACAGAAUCCUUUAGAGUGUACACAGGCGUCAAGCAGGGGUGCAUCCUGCCACCGAUACUAUUCUCUUAAAACCUCCAACUAAAGACCAAAAACCUUAGUAGGACUGCCAGCAUGAUAGGACACAAGUCCUAAGGAACAAUGUGACAAAUAAUAACCUUAUCACAAUAAGCAGGAAUCACUAGUGGAUGUAAAAGAAUUUGUGUACCUGGGCAGUAAGGUGACAGCUGAUAGUGACUGAA